AUGCCGACCAGCUGGCCUACAAACGCAGUGGGUCAGGGAGGGAUGCUGAUCUGGAGUCCCAGUGUAGCUGGUGGGUCAAGGACAAGUGAAAUUGAGGAAGCCGUCGCUCGUGGCGUACGGCGUUCGCCCAUGUACUGUGUUGUGAUCGUCAAAUUCGCGCGGGUAUUUUCCAUCACCAAAUCCUCCGAGUGA
Molecule: messenger RNA, 192 nt
Organism: Gaeumannomyces tritici R3-111a-1
Lineage: Eukaryota; Fungi; Ascomycota; Sordariomycetes; Magnaporthales; Magnaporthaceae
Exons: 2
Coding region: 1-192 (63 amino acids)
Source: RefSeq, a predicted model, not a curated record